Messenger RNA from Lithohypha guttulata, 2280 nucleotides. RefSeq names its product Rad2 nuclease (gene EXO1). Gene Ontology annotation, cellular component: nucleus. The transcript has a single exon. Bases 1 to 2280 code for a protein of 759 amino acids. Lineage: Eukaryota; Fungi; Ascomycota; Eurotiomycetes; Chaetothyriales; Trichomeriaceae. Gene Ontology annotation, biological process: DNA recombination; DNA double-strand break processing; mismatch repair. Gene Ontology annotation, molecular function: metal ion binding; 5'-flap endonuclease activity; DNA binding. The record is from RefSeq and is a predicted model, not a curated record.
AUGGGUGUUAGUGGAUUGUUACCCCUACUGAAGUCUAUACACAAACACACCUCGCUCAAAGCAUAUGCUGGACAGACUUUAGGAGUCGAUGCUUUCGGAUGGCUGCAUCGAGGUGCUGUCGCUUGCGCCCUGCAGCUUGCACUGGACAAGCCCACUACACAAUAUGUGAGCUUCGUUGUCAACAGAGUUCGUAUGCUCCUCGAUUUCGGCAUUACUCCAUACCUGGUUUUCGAUGGUGACUCUCUACCGAGUAAGGGCGGCACCAACGCGAAGAGGAGGAAAGAACGUCAAGCGGCGAAAGAGUUGGGUAUGUCUUUGUAUCAUUCGGGCAAACACGAUCAAGCCUGCCAGGAGCUACAAAAAGCCGUCACAGUCACACCGCAGAUGACCUUCGCCCUGAUCGAGGAGCUUCGUCGCAUGAACGUCCAGAUUCUGGUCGCGCCUUAUGAGGCAGACGCGCAACUGACCUACCUGGAAAGGGAAGGUAUCAUUGACGGGAUACUCUCAGAAGACUCGGACCUCCUUGUCUUUGGGGCAAGGAAGUUGAUUACAAAAUUGGAUCAGUAUGGUGCAUGCAUUGAGAUAAAUCGGUCGGAUUUUAUCCUCAACCGCGAUAUCAGUUUCGCGGGCUGGUCCGACACCAUGUUUAGACGAAUGGCAAUCUUAAGUGGUUGCGAUUACCUACCGAGCGUGAGUGGGAUUGGUCUCAGAAAGGGCCACGAACUUGUCAAGAAACACAAAGACCUUGCUAGAAUUGUCAGAGCAAUGGCAUUGAAUGGAAAAUACGUGGUUCCACAGGACUAUCUGUCAAGCUUCCAGGAUGCUGAACGUGCCUUUCUGUACCACAGAGUAUUCUGUCCUAAGUUCGGCAGGGUGGUAACUCUCAACCACUUACCACCUGACCUUAAGGAAGAGGAAAUGCCAUACAUCGGGACUUCUGUAGAGCCCGAAAUUGCUGUUGGGGUUGCAUGUGGCGACCUCAACCCGAAGACAAAGGAACCAUUUGUCUCGGGCGUGAAAGACCUCAAGAACUUCACAUCACGCGCAGUACUACAAGAGAGCAGAAGGCGAACCUACGAGGGGUCGCCAGGAUUAAAGCCAAAGAGAUCGAUCGAUAGUUUCUUUCCGCCAUCCAGGAGACCUCUGGCUGAGCUGGAUCCUAACAGCCUGACCCCGUCUCCAUCACAGCAAAGGGUACUGGAGAGAAAUCGCAACGCCACAUGGGAACCACGAUAUGCGAGUUCGGCUCCUCCUCUUCGAAGGACUAUCACCGACUUGCCUCCCUCAAGCUCAACACCAGUCCCAGCUCGUGUCAACAAAUCGUCUUUUCUUGCCAAAGCUGGAGCUCCCUCUACUUACAAACCUGCCAAGCGGCAAAGAUUGUGCUCAGAAUCGGACGAUGUCUCCCCCUGUAAGGAAAUUAAGCAAAGUCGAUAUUUCGCUUCCAGCACAAACGAGCACAGUCCAUUAAUUAGCAAGAAGACGAGAGACAAAAGGGCUCAAAAGCCAAUGUUCGAUGUGUUUUCCGACGAUUCAGUCGAAAACAUCUUUGCUGCGAUGGAACAGCAAGUCUUGCAACCACCUAAGGUAACAGUGGACUACCCAGAAUUGCCGAAGCUGCCUGUCGAUGAAGGUGUGGCCCUCAUUGGUCGAGAGGAGGAAGAAGAGGAGGAAAUAAUUCCGCAAUCUUCACCUGCGAAGCCUCAGGACUCACAAUUCGACUCCCAGUCAAGUCAUGGAACGGUAGAGCUUCAGGCAAUGGAACUUCAAUCACAGAGUGACAGCCAGACAAGUGAGGAGAUUAUGAUCAGCAAAGACGAACAGCCCAAAGCUUUUGAGAAGCUUCUCGAGCAAAAUCUAAAGCAGUUACGUACAGCCUCGAGCUCACGAAGAAUGAGUCGUACAUUUUCCGGACAGUCUCCAUUGAUGCAGUCUUCCGUACUGGCGACGCUGAGUCCUUCGCUUGUACCUCCACCAACUCGUACACAUCUCGAGCUCGAAGGUGAACUCGAGACGGAAGACCUUCAACAUGGGUCAGUGACCACUUUCAAGUCCCUAGCCAGGACUUUUGUAUGUCAAUCGCCAGAGAGGCAGCAUAAAGCGCUCCAAACGUUAUGUGCUUUACCACCAAUAUCGAACAUGGCCUACUCACUUUCAACGACUGCUGUUGAAGGCAGUGAAGAUGCAAUACCUUUUAGCAGUCAGGACGAAAUCUCUGAGGUCGAGGAGAGGCCCGUAAGCAGUCUGAACUUGAAGAAAUUUCAAUUUCUGGCUUCAUAG